This is a messenger RNA of Myotis lucifugus (little brown bat), 3738 nucleotides long. It is a transcript of the gene MGRN1, whose product is annotated as mahogunin ring finger 1. Gene Ontology annotation, biological process: negative regulation of G protein-coupled receptor signaling pathway; protein ubiquitination; endosome to lysosome transport. The record is from RefSeq and is a predicted model, not a curated record. Gene Ontology annotation, cellular component: early endosome; cytoplasm; nucleus. Gene Ontology annotation, molecular function: ubiquitin protein ligase activity. The coding region runs from base 172 to 1845 and encodes 557 amino acids. NCBI's taxonomy places the organism in Eukaryota, Metazoa, Chordata, Mammalia, Chiroptera, Vespertilionidae. The transcript has 18 exons.
GGGCUGCCGUAGCGUCGGCCCGGCCGAGUCGGGGGUGGGGGCUCCGAGGCUGAGGCUUCCGCGGCCGUGGGCUGUUGUCCGUGCGGCCUGCUCCUGGCCAUGUCAGCGUGAAGACGCCGCCGCUGCUGCCCCCGUCCUACUCGGUCCUGGCCGGCCCGGCCCGCUGUGACCAUGGGCUCCAUCCUGAGCCGACGCAUUGCGGGCGUGGAGGACAUCGACAUUCAGGCGAACUCGGCCUAUCGCUACCCCCCGAAGUGCGGAAACUACUUUGCUACACACUUUUUCAUGGGAGGUGAGAAGUUUGACACCCCCCACCCUGAAGGUUACCUCUUUGGAGAAAACAUGGAUCUGAACUUCCUGGGCAAUCGCCCGGUCCAGUUUCCUUAUGUCACCCCCGCUCCCCAUGAGCCCGUGAAGACGCUGAGGAGCCUAGUGAACAUCCGAAAAGACUCGCUCCGGCUCGUAAGGUAUAAAGAUGGUGCCAACAGCCCCACCGAGGACAGCGAGAAGCCCCAUGUCCUCUACAGCCUGGAGUUCACCUUCGAUGCCGAUGCCCGGGUGGCCAUCACCAUCUACUGCCAGGCGGUGGAGGAGUUUCUCAACGGGAUGGCUGUGUACAGCCCCAAAAGCCCUGCCCUGCAAUCUGAGACUGUCCACUAUAAGAGGGGUGUGAGCCAGCAGUUCUCUCUGCCCUCCUUCAAGAUCGACUUCUCAGAGUGGAAGGACGAUGAGCUGAACUUUGACCUGGACCGGGGAGUGUUUCCAGUGGUCAUCCAGGCCGUGGUGGACGAAGGAGACGUUGUGGAGGUGACUGGCCACGCCCACGUGCUGUUGGCUGCCUUUGAAAAGCAUGUGGAUGGCAGUUUCUCCGUGAAGCCGUUGAAGCAGAAGCAAAUUGUAGACCGGGUCAGCUACCUGCUGCAGGAGAUCUAUGGCAUUGAGAACAAGAACAACCAGGAGACGAAGGUAUGUGCUGUGCCUUCAGACGAGGAGAACAGUGACAACAGCAAUGAGUGCGUGGUGUGCCUGUCAGACCUGCGGGACACGCUGAUCCUGCCCUGCCGCCACCUGUGCCUGUGCAACUCCUGUGCCGACACGCUGCGCUACCAGGCCAGCAACUGCCCCAUCUGCCGGCUGCCUUUCCGGGCCCUUUUGCAGAUCCGGGCGGUGAGGAAGAAGCCAGGAGCCCUGUCCCCCGUCUCCUUCAGCCCCGUUCUGGCCCAGAGCGUGGACCACGAUGAGCACUCUUGUCCCUUUAAAAAAUCAAAGUCGCACCCUGCCUCACUGGCCAGCAAGAAACCUAAAAGGGAAACUAACUCGGACAGCAUCCCGCCGGGCUAUGAGCCCAUCUCUCUGCUUGAGGCGCUCAACGGCCUCCGGGCCAUCUCCCCGGCCCUCCCCUCGGCUCCCCUGUACGAAGAGAUCACCUACUCGGGCGUCUCGGAUGGUCUGUCCCAGGCCAGCUGCCCACUUGCUGGGCUUGAUCGCAUCAUGGAAAGCAGCCACCAGAAGGGCAAGUCUCGGAGCAAAUCCCCCGACAGCACCCUGCGGUCCCCAUCGUCCCCCAUCCACGAAGAGGACGAGGAGAAGCUCUCCCAGGACUCGGACGCCCCUCCCCUGCCGAGUGGGGCUGGGCUGGUGCUGAGCAGCUCCCCAGAGAGUUUCCUCACGGAGGAGGUUGACGAGAGGUCAUCGCUAAAGCAAGGGAGCCGUGUACCUUCCAUUGAGAACGUCCUCCAGGAUGGCAGCCCUGAGCCCUGUGGCUGCUGCCAGCCUGGCCCACCUACCGACAUCUACCUUCCAGCCCAGGCACCCGACUCCUGUUCUGUUGGCAUCGAGGAGUAAGCUGGUACGUGACCGCCGCCAUGCUCGUGGAAGGUCCAUCUCCAUGAAGACGCCGGAGCCUCCUCGCCACUGGCCCCACCUAGCCUCUGUUUGGUGGCCCCAGUCCUGACGUGGAGGCCACUGCCUGACUCAACUCUGAGAGCCUGGCCAGGCUGGCAGCAUGGAGCCCUCAGCUCCCCAGACUUUGCCAAGGGGCUGUCUGGACUCCAUUGAGACCCCUGGCCUCUCCCUAUCUGCACACCCUUCAUAGCCACAGCUCCAAGGGGCCCUGCGACCCUUGAUUGAAGAGCACAGUGGACUGUCCCCCUGACAAACCUUUUUUCCUGCGGUCUCUGUAUUUGUAAAUGGUACACAAUGAAGGACAGCCCCUUUCUGUCUCGGGCACUGAGCUCUGAGUUCCCCCAAAUCUCUUGUUGACUGAAUGGCUGGAGCUGGAGGCUGGCCACCCACAUGUCCCAGAUUGGCUUUAUCCAGCCCCCCAGCCAGUGGGAGGCUGACACCCUGAGAACUCAGCAAAUCGGCAGGAGAGAAUUUAUCGGUGGGUGAAGUACUGUCUUCCCAGGGGGUAGUACUGGGGGGGCUUGUUGUUGGGGAAGGGAAGGAAGGGGGAUCCGAGUCACGGUCAAUGAAGGAAACGAUGCCUGUGCCCUUCCCCCGAGUUCAUGGCCUGGCUGGCACUGCUGCUUUGUGUCCUCUGUUGCUUCCCCUUCCGCGCAGGCCCUACGUGCAGGGCUGUGUAGCUCGCAGCCCUUCCCUGCGGCCCUGCGCAGCCUGCGUUUCUGCACUCGAGGCCCAGGUCUGGUUUUGGGCCCGACUCUUCCCUGGGGCAGAGGUGCAGUGCACAGCCUAUUGGCAGCAGUUGGGCUAGUGCCGUGGUCGGCAAACUGCGGCUCACGACCCACAUGCGGCUCUUUGGCCCCUUGAGUGUGGCUCUUCCUAAGCCUUAGGAGUACCCUAAUUAAGUUAAUAACAAUGUACCUACCUAUAUAGUUUAAGUUUAAAAAAUUUGGCUCUCAAAAGAAAUUUCAAUCGUACUGUUGAUAUUUGGCUCUGUUGACUAAUGAGUUUGCCGACCACUGGUCCAGUGGCCCCUCUCCAGGCCCUGCACCUUCUCAGAGGUGGCUUUGCACACGUCCUCAGACCCCCUCCAGGUGGAGGGGCCUCCGCUCAGCUUGUCCGCCCGCUCAGGGAGGGAUCUGAGCAACUUUUCUGCUCCCUCUGUGUCAUUUAAAUGUCACUCGGUGUUUCUCUUUGAUUUGUUCUGUCUGGGGCUCCUGUGGUGGGACCUGCCUCCUGGUGAAGGGUCCCAUUUGAAGUGGCCUCUCAUUUUCUUAAGAUAAACCACCUGGGCAAUAGAAAAGCAGAGGAGGCACAGGCUGCCCAAGCAGGGACCUUGGCCUGGUGGGUGGGUGGGUCUGUGCAGCUCCCCAAGGGGCCAACACUUUUGGGGCUUGGGUUAGGGGGUGCAGAGGAGCUCGCUUUCUGAGGAUGAUGGUUCUGGGAGCAUCCACACAGCUGGGGGCUUUGUCCAGUAGGGUCCUUGUUCUCUCUCCAAUGGGCUGUGAGCAGAGCGCUGCCUUAUGCACAGCUCUCGGCCACACUCAGGCCACCUUCCUCAGCCGCUUGGCUCCCUGUCUCUCCCCCCCCCCCCAACUCCCGCCCACUGGUGUGCUCAUAGGUGCACAUGUGCACACAUACAGGCUGUCUCUCUCCUCGCCCUCAUCACCCACCAACACCCUGGCCUCUUGCCGUUGGCAUUGGUGCCAGUACUCCAAAUGACAGGAUGCAGUACCCUGUCUUGGACUUAAACAUGCUAUCAUUUGAUGUAUUCUGAUUGGCUAGUUUUUGUUCCUUUUUACUGUAUAUUUAUAGUAAUAAAAUCAUCCAGCAAUA